GUUCGAAACAGGGGUAAAAGUCCCGCCAAACCGCCAUUCAUCACCUUCUUCUUCGUUUUUCUUUUCCGGUCAGCCGCCCAGUGCCGCCGUGUCUCCGGCCGCCGCCGCUAUAAUUCAAACACAGGAGUCUCACAUUCAUGCCAAUUGAUGGGUUACCGCAAUCUUCUUGCGUUUUUCCUUCUGAGUUUUCUAGCAACCCAACACAUUGCCGGAAUUCAAAUCCUCUCCAAGUCAAAACUUGAGAAAUGCGAGAGGAAUUCUGGCUCUGAUAGCCUCAACUGCACCAAGAAAAUUGUCCUAAACAUGGUCGUUCCUAGCGGUUCUAGUGAGGGCGAGGCCUCCAUUAUAGCAGAAAUAGUAGAGGUGGAAGAAAACUCCACAAACAAGAUGCAAACUCUGAGAACACCCCCAGUUUUGACUGUCAGCAAAUCGGCCGCUUAUGUUUUGUAUGAGCUAACAUACAUUCGUGAUGUUCCAUAUAAACCUGAAGAAUUUUAUGUUAGUACUCGAAAAUGCGAGCCAGAUGCUAGCGCGAGUGUGGUACACAUAUGUGAGAGGUUAAGAGAUAAAAGUGGACAUAUAAUUCAGAGUACUGAGCCCAUAUGUUGUCCUUGUGGGGCAAAGCGUCGAAUGCCAACGUCGUGCGGAAACUUUUUUGACAAGAUGAUUAAGGGAAAGAAAAACACUGCACAUUGUCUACGUUUUCCCGGUGACUGGUUUCAUGUUUUUAGUAUUGGACAAUGGUCAUUGGGAUUCAGCAUUCAGAUUCAUGUGAAGUCAGGAUCUAAAGUUUCAGAAGUGUCUUUAGGUCCAGAAAAUAGAACAAUGGUAUCAAAUGAUAAUUUCUUACGGGUUAAUCUUAUUGGAGACCUUGUUGGAUACACAAACAUACCAUCACUCGAGGACUUUUACCUUGUUAUUCCCCGGCAGAGUGGUCCUGGUGAACCACAGAAUUUGGGUAACAAUUUUUCUAUGUGGAUGCUACUAGAAAGAGUUAGAUUUACUUUAGAUGGUCUUGAAUGCAACAAAAUUGGUGUUGGCUAUGAGACUUUUAAUAGCCAGCCUGAUUUCUGCAAGUCACCAUUUCGGAGUUGUUUACACGACCAAUUAUGGAAUUACAGGGAGGCCGAUCUGAGUCGAAUCGGUAGGAAUCAGUUGCCAUUGUAUGGAGUGGAAGGACGGUUUGAGAGGAUCAAUCAGCAUCCAAAUGCAGGGACACAUUCAUUCUCCAUAGGAGUCACUGAAGUUCUCAAUACAAAUCUUGUAAUAGAACUACGUGCUGAUGAUGUUGAGUAUGUUUACCAAAGGAGUCCUGGGAAAAUUAUGAGCAUCAACAUCCCAACUUUUGAAGCCCUCACACAAUUUGGAGUUGCUACAGUUAUAACUAAGAAUACUGGAGAAGUGGAAGCAUCUUAUAGCUUAACGUUUACUUGUUCAAAAGAAGUCAGUCUCAUGGAGGAACAAUAUUUCAUCAUGAAGCCAAAGGAAGUUGCUAGCCUUUCGUUUAAACUCUACCCAACUACUGAUCAAGCAGCAAAAUAUGUCUGUGCUGCCAUACUUAAGGAUGCUGAUUUUAGUGAAGUUGAUAGAGCCGAAUGCCAAUUUGCUACUACUGCUACUGUCCUUGACAAUGGAUCACAGAUUACCCCUUUUCAACUCCCCAAGAAAAAGGAAAAUGGUUUCAUCGAUUCAAUCAAGCUCAUCUGGAAGAAGUUAUGGGAAAGCAUCGUCAACUUUGUCACCGGGAAAUCUUGCAGAAAAGAAUGCUCUGGAUUUUUUGAUUUCAGCUGUCACAUACAGUAUAUAUGUUUGAGUUGGCUGGUGUUGUUUGGCCUCUUUUUGACCACUUUCCCUGCAGUACUUGUGAUACUAUGGGUUUUACAUCAGAAGGGCUUAUUUGACCCUCUGUUUGACUGGUGGGAGGAUAUAUUUUGUCACAAAAAUGAGCCCACAAGGUCCACAUGGAAGCAUAGAGGUGAAAGAAAACAUUCCUACAGGCAUGGUAGCAGGCAUCACCAAAAUCAUGGAAGUGGGUACAAGAGGAGAAGCCAUGAAUUACACAAAAAGCACAAGCAUUCUGAUAAAGACACUGAUUACUUUCUUCACCAUGUGCAUAGGAAAAAAGGUAAAAGAGGACAUAAUAGAGUGUAGAAUGUUUGAUACAGAACAAUACUUGUCUUAACAUAAUUAAUAGAAGUUCAUACUUAAACUGUUCAA
This is a messenger RNA of Benincasa hispida (wax gourd), 2217 nucleotides long. RefSeq names its product hapless 2 (gene HAP2). The record is from RefSeq and is a predicted model, not a curated record. NCBI's taxonomy places the organism in Eukaryota, Viridiplantae, Streptophyta, Magnoliopsida, Cucurbitales, Cucurbitaceae.